AUGAUCGUCCUGCUCAGUCCGGCCAAGACGGUCGACCAGAGUGAUCCAGACUUCACGGAGAAGUCGAGCAUUCCCUUUCCCGCCGAGACAGCCAAGCUCGUGGCCCAGUUGAAGGAGAUGAGCAAGCAGGACUUGCGGUCCACUCUGGGCAUCUCCGACAACCUCGCGGCGCUCAACCACGAGCGCUACGCCGGCUGGGAGGACCAGAAGGAGAUGCAGUGCGCGUUGCUGUUCGACGGGGAGGCGUACAAGGGUCUGCGCGCCAGGACGCUCUCCCCCGAGGACCUGCGCUACGCCCAGGAGCACCUGCGGAUCCUCAGCGGCCUGUACGGCAUCCUCCGGCCGCUCGAUGCCAUCAAGCCGUACCGCCUUGAGAUGGGCACGAAGCUCUCGGGCCCGCACGGCAAGGAUCUGUACGCGCUGUGGGGCCCUCGGAACGCCAAGGAGAUAAACAAGGCUUUGGCUGCGCAGAAAGACCCCAAAUCUCGACUUGUGGUGUCGUGCGCCAGCGCAGAGUAUCUCAAGUCGGUGCGCGUGGCCGACCUGGAGUACCCGCUCGUGCACUGCGUGUUCCCAGGGCCGGCGGUGUACGCGAAGCAGGCGCGCGGGGCGAUGGUGCGGCACAUCAUCGAGAACAAGAUCAACGACCGCGCCGGGCUGGAAACGUUCACCGGCGCGAACGGGGAGUGGCGGCACGACCCGGAGGCGUCGGGCGAGCACGAGGUGGUCUUUGUGCGGGACCCGGGUGCGGCGAAGGGCGCGGGGCGGACGGCGGCGAGGGCGGCAGGGGGCGCGAAGCGCAAGGCGGGUGCGGCGCAGGCGGACGGCGGGGCGAGGAAGACCAAGGCGAAGAAGAAAGCGUGA
Molecule: messenger RNA, 864 nt
Organism: Pedinophyceae sp. YPF-701
Lineage: Eukaryota; Viridiplantae; Chlorophyta; Pedinophyceae
Source: the annotation of a GenBank genome assembly